Molecule: messenger RNA, 483 nt
Organism: Trichomonas vaginalis G3
Lineage: Eukaryota; Parabasalia; Trichomonadida; Trichomonadidae
Product: GTP binding
Exons: 1
Coding region: 1-483 (160 amino acids)
Biological process (GO): intracellular protein transport; vesicle-mediated transport
Cellular component (GO): cytoplasm
Molecular function (GO): GTP binding; GTPase activity
Source: RefSeq, a predicted model, not a curated record
AUGCUUGGUUUGGAUGCAGCAGGAAAGACAACAGUUUUAUAUAAAUUAAAACUUGGUGAACACGUCACAACAAUUCCAACAAUUGGUUUCAAUGUUGAAACAAUCGAAUUCAAGAGUUUCAACAUGAACAUUUGGGAUGUUGGAGGCCAAGAUAGGAUCAGAGCACUUUGGAGACAUUAUUUCCACAACACUAAUGGUCUCAUUUUCGUUGUUGAUUCAAACGACUUCGGAAGAAUUGAUGAAGCAAGAGAUGAACUUCAUAAGCUUCUCGAAGAAGAUGAGCUGAGAGAUGCGAUCCUCUUGGUUUAUGCAAACAAACAAGACUUGCCAAAUGCUGUUAAACCUCAAGAGCUUGGAAACAGACUUCGCUUGAAUACCAUCACAAACAGGCCAUGGCAAGUUCAAGGUUGCUGUGCAACAACAGGUGAUGGACUCUAUGAAGGUCUUGAUUGGCUUGGCGAGCAAAUUAAACAACAUUUCUAA